AUGGCGACGAAGCUCCGGAUCCCGAUCAUCACGUUUAAGGAGAGGCUGGCCGACGCGGUGACGCAGCGACUGCUGGCCGUGGACUCGCCCGCGCGCACACUGUUCCAGGCCGGAGGACUGGAAUUCAUCACACUGCCGCUACCGACGUUCCCCCCGUCUCACGGAGCUCAGGCCGCUGCUCCUGGCGCGGAAGUCGAUGCGAAGGAGUCUGAGCUAGUGGAGACCAAGUGGGAGCUCACGGAGGAGCAGCAAGAGGUGCUGGAGCGGGCGACGAUCGUGCUGGGAGACGCGCACAACUGCGCGCCGCUGCUAUUGGCACCGGAGACCGGGCUACCCAAGAACAUGCAGCACCUGCUCAAGAACGUGCAGUGGGUGCAGGGCACGUAUGCAGGUGUGGAGCGCUACCUCGCGCUGAGAGAAGCGGGCACGCCGCCUCCGCAGUUCCAAUUGACGCGGGCCGGUGGCAUCAAAGGACUAGCGCAGUACGUCUUCGGGUGGAUCGUCACGCUCGAGCGUAAAUUUCACGAAGCUCAUGCGAUGCAGCAGAAGAUCUUCGAUCCUCGGCCUUUGCGCUACCGUCCGUUCCAGUCGGUGACUAUCGGCAUCUUGGGGCUCGGCGCCAUUGGGCAAGCCAUCGGUCAACUGGCUAAGCUGGCGGGCUUCAAUGUGCUCGGCUUCAAGCGGAAGCUGCGUGGCGACGAAGGCGAAGCGUUCAAGAGCUGCGCGCACCACGUAUCAACCGACCUCGAAGAAGUUCUGCGGUCGGCCGACUACAUCGUCAGCAUCUUGCCCAGCACACCCGCGACCAAGUAUAUGCUGAGCGAGACGAACCUCCCGCUCUGCUCGGAGAAGAAGCCCGUCUUCAUCAACGUCGGUCGUGGCGACGUCAUUGCCGAGCAGACCAUCGUGGACGCGCUGGACAACCAGUGGUUCUCCACGGCGGUCGUGCACGUGUUCGAGAAGGAGCCACUGCCGGACGACAGCAAGCUCUGGGACCACCCAAAGGUCUUUAUGACGCCGCACGUCGCCGCCUACUGCUUCAACGAGGACGUCGCCGACGUGUUCGUGCCCAACCUUGACGCGUACAUCCCGAACCAACCCCUGCAGUACCUCGUGGACUGGGUCAGCGGCUACUAA
Molecule: messenger RNA, 1137 nt
Organism: Phytophthora sojae
Lineage: Eukaryota; Oomycota; Peronosporomycetes; Peronosporales; Peronosporaceae
Exons: 1
Coding region: 1-1137 (378 amino acids)
Molecular function (GO): NAD binding
Source: RefSeq, a predicted model, not a curated record